Molecule: messenger RNA, 2991 nt
Organism: Plasmodium gonderi
Lineage: Eukaryota; Apicomplexa; Aconoidasida; Haemosporida; Plasmodiidae
Exons: 1
Coding region: 1-2991 (996 amino acids)
Source: RefSeq, a predicted model, not a curated record
AUGAGAAAAUCAACAUCAGUGGUGACCAUGCCAUUGUUAUUCCUAAUUGGCCUCAUAACGAUCUAUGUAAAAUGUGUAAAGUUAGCUAAGAAAAGAAACAAUCGAGCAAUUAUUAGUUACACUAAAGAGAUAUAUCUAAAUAAGAAGAAAAAAAAAGCGCAUUAUACAAAGUUUUAUAUAUGCAACUUUACACGAAUAUUAAAAAAAGAAAAAAAAAAAUUCAAAGAAAUUUUUAAAAUAAACAGAGGAAGCGGGACAACAUGUUCAUACGAAUGGGUGGAAGGAGAUGAUAAUAUAGAAGUGAAAAUAUCUUUAGCACCGGAUGUGAAUCCAGAGGAUAUACAAUACACUUUAAAAAAUGAUUAUAUAUAUGCAAAGUUGAAAGACAAACCACAAAGUCUUAUAGAAGGAAAGUUAAAAGGUUCGGUAGACAUCAAUUUUUCUACAUGGUUUUUAGAAAAAUAUGAUGAUUAUUGCAUUAUGAACAUUUAUUUAAAAAAGAAAGAUAAGGGAAUAAACGAAUGGGUUGGAGUAGUUGAAAAGGAAAAUAUAAUACACAUACAGUAUGAUAAUGUUUCAUCAUCAAAUUCUAAUUUGGGUGCAUGUACAUACAAAAGUUUGAAUCCAAAUGAAUUACUAUAUAGUCAACAUUUUGAAAAUGUGAAAUAUGAUGAUAUAUACAAUUUUCUUCUCAACUGGGCAAAUACAAAAUCAAAUAAUCAAAAUGAAUUUGGUAUCCCUAAGAUGAAAUUAAAAACUACAGUUAUGAACAAUGAACAUGAAAUUGAAAUUAUCAUUUUAGGUUAUAACUUAAAAUGGGAAGCAGAAGAUAGCAUAGUUCUGAAAUUAGCUUCUUCACAUAAUGGUGUAGAAUUAAAUGUACACAGAGGUAAUGUAGCUAGUGGUAUUAGAGGAAUUCAUGGAAAUAUGGUUAGUUUUCUUGUUAAGGAAUGUGAACAAAGGAUCAUUAAAAAGCUUCAGCAUGAUUUGAAAGGUGUUUUUUAUUUAAAUCCUUUGUCUAAAAAAGCUGAAGACAUGAUGCAUAAACAUUGUCCACAAAAUAGCUAUAACUAUGUAAUGAAUGGUCAUGGGAAGCCAAAGCAUAUCUCCAUAAAUCGUGAUGAACCCAAUGAUCAAAUGGAAAAUGGAAAAAAUAUAAACAAUGUAUGUAACACUGAGAAAAAAGAAAAUGAAGAAAAUAUACAUAAGAAGAACGAAAGAACAGAAUUGAAAGAAAUCAAAAAAGAUUCUCCAGAAGAAGAAUUGAUUGUGGAAGAAUUAAAAUUAAAUUCUAAGGUGAAUCUAACAUGUGAAGAUAAAUCGAAAGAACCUGAAUUUAUGAAAGAUUGGUCAGAAGAAAAAAAAGUAGAAUUUAGAAGAAAUUCAGUAUUGGAAUUAAAAAAAAAUUUAGAACUUUCUCAAGAAAAUAAACUCACGAUGAAAUUGGAGGAUUACAUAAAUCACAUGAAAAUAUCUUUUGAUUUGACUGAAGAAGAGGCAAAAUUGGUUUGGAAAAAGGGAAUGGCCAAAUCGAAUGAGCAUAAAAACAGAGAGCGUUUUUACAGAUUCAUUGAGGUAGAAAAUCUUACUGAUAAGAUAAGUAUGUAUGAAAAAAUUCCCGAAAAAGGUAAUGCAAAUCCAAGCAUUGGUAGUGGCCACCAUACAAGUGAAGAAGAAUAUUCCUACCGCUAUGCAAGUCAGGGAGAAAAACCUGGGAGCAGAAUUUCUGUGCAUCCUUUGAGUGUAGAAUCUAAUCCAGAUAAAUUUCCCAAUAAAGGAAAUCUGCUUAAUCCAAACAAUGUUGACUUCCACUUGAAUGAGCAGAAGGAGAAAAAUCAAACGAUACACAAUAUUGAUGUUAUCGAUUUAACUAAGAAGGAAAAAAUUGACAAGGUGGAAAACAAAUUCAAAAGUGAAAAAAAGGAAGGUAACAUUAACAGACGAUUCUUUAACUGCCUAGAAGAGGAAUUACUAGAUCCAGAAGACAAAGAAAAAUUGACUUUGUAUGAAAUAUAUGUGAGAAGUGAGAAAGAGGAAAAACGAGAAAUGAGAGAAAAAUGGAAAAUAAACGAACUCAGAUUAAACACUCUGACACAAGAAUUAGCUUAUGCAGAUGAUGAUAUGAUUCCAACAGUGUGUAAUAAUUAUCGAGAUUUGCUUCUAAGUGAUGAAUAUGCAUGCUUGAUGAAAUUAAGGUUAGAAGAAAAUCCACCAAAAAAUAAAGAAGAACAGAAAAUUUUACAUAUAAUUAAUUCCUUUGCUAUGAGUCUAUAUGAUGAUAUAAAAAUAAUUAUGGAACAUGAAGAAAAGGAACAUUUAAAAAAAAUUCAACUGAUUUGUGAAAAAGCUGUAUAUGAUGAAAAAGGAUUAAAUGAAUUUAUUGAAUCCAUGAAACCUCUACUCGAUUAUUCAUUCUUAGGAUAUAUAAAACAUGCUAUAAAAAUGGAAAAAAAAAGAAUUAAAAUGCAAAAUAUUGAUUUCCGGGAAAAUCCGUCUGAUUGGUUAAUAAUUUUAAUGAUUAUACAAAAAGGAAUUUAUUCUAUUUUAGAAAAAGACAUAUGGCAAGAUGUUAUCAACAUUACAACUAUUAUCUGUCAUGAUCAACCAAGUGUCAGAAAAACAAUUCUUACAACUAUGCUUGCAUCCAUGCCUAAAGCAGAUUGGAUCUUUUUCAAAGAUGUUAUUAAAACUAUAUAUAAAUGUGUUCAAGAAAAAAAAAUAACUGCCAAUCAUUUUCCUGAUUUCCCACAUAUUCCUGAAGCUAUUUUUCAACUAAACUAUGACAUAGAACAAGUUUUACCAGAUUGGUUCAUAAAAGAAAUGCUUGAUCAGUAUGACAAAUCCGUAGUGGAAUUGAUGAAAUCUAGGAAACCCCUUUUCUGGAAAAUGAAGGAAACAAAAUGGGAUAAAAAUUUUGUGCAUAAUUUUAAGCAGUUGCAAGUUGAGAAGUAUCACCAAUAUGAAAAGUGUCUGGAGGGACCUGAUGAAUAA